AUGAGUGAUAGUGGUUGGUGUACAAUUGAAAGUGAUCCCGGUGUAUUCACAGAACUCAUCGAGAAAAUCGGUGUAAAAGAUGUGCAGGUAGAAGAACUCUACAUGUUAGAACCUUCAGAAUUCAAUAAAAUAAAACCAAUAUAUGGAUUAAUCUUUUUAUUUAAAUGGCAAUCGACAACAGAAGACCGAACACCAGCAGAGAAUGAGAAUCUAUUCUUUGCCAAUCAAGUGAUCAACAAUGCAUGUGCUACUCAAGCGAUUCUCUCGAUUCUACUCAAUAGUCCUGAUAUUGAUAUCGGUGAUGAUCUUAAUAAUUUAAAACAAUUCACUGCUGGUUUCCCACCAAUGAUGAAAGGAGAAGCUAUUGGUGAAUUAAAUAUUCUUAGAGAUACACAUAAUAGUUUUGCAAGACCUGAACCAUUUAUAUUUGGAUCUAAACCAGCUAAAAAAGAUGACGAUGUAUUCCAUUUCAUUAGUUAUAUUCCUUUUGAAGGAAAGAUUUACGAGUUGGAUGGUUUGAAAAAAGGUCCUUUCUGUUUGGGUGAAUGUACCGACGAUGAUUGGCUUGAGAAAGUAUCACCAAUCAUUCAACAAAGAAUCGAAAAAUACAGUCAAACAGAGAUUAGAUUCAAUUUAAUGGCAGUGAUAAAGAAUCGUCAGACAAUCUACCGUGAACAACUAGCACAUUUCGAGAAGAAGAAGAAAGCUAUACUUUUGAGUCUCUCCAAUAUCGAUACCUCUGUAGAGUCGCAGAUGGAUAUCGAUAAGCCAGCUGCUGCUGGUGGUGCCGGUGCUGACCAAGAAGACUUCCAAUUGCCGACCGACAAAGAUCAAAUUACUGGUUGGACCAUUUCCACCAUAGAUCAAAUAGAUCUUCUGACCAGCAACAUCGGGGUUGUAGGUGACUACAAGGACCAUCGAGGUGUUUACGGUCUCAAAGUUGCAGGGGGGGAUCCAAGUGUAUUGGAACCAACCACUGUUGAUGGCGGUGACAAGGGAUAA
Molecule: messenger RNA, 1002 nt
Organism: Heterostelium album PN500
Lineage: Eukaryota; Evosea; Eumycetozoa; Acytosteliales; Acytosteliaceae
Gene: uch2
Product: ubiquitin carboxyl-terminal hydrolase
Exons: 6
Coding region: 1-1002 (333 amino acids)
Biological process (GO): ubiquitin-dependent protein catabolic process; protein deubiquitination
Cellular component (GO): cytoplasm
Molecular function (GO): cysteine-type deubiquitinase activity
Source: RefSeq, a predicted model, not a curated record